UUGCUGCUCCGCGUGGCUGGCUGCCACAGGCUGAACCACCAGCUGUGCUAUAUAAGGCCCCGUGGCUAGACUGUUGGAGAGGCAAAGACUUGGACCCCCAGCUAAGGAGGAGUCUUGUUCAAGACACGGUCGCUUAGUCGGAGAAACACCACCAGGAGCCACGCUGUAGAGGUCAGGUGGCUCUGUGAAGCCACUUCACAUCUCCCUCCUGGUUCCCACAGGGCCUGGGAAAAGGAUGGCAGGAAGCAAGAUCUGGGUGUUCUCUUUUCUGGUCCUGGAGUUCACCUCUGUGCUGGGGAGACAGACGAUGCUGGCUCGGUCAGUGAGAAGGGGGGUCCCGCCUGGGAAGAGGACCACCCGUGCCUUUGUGAAGCCUUCUGACCCCCCGGCAAGUCCUGGUGAGUGGACAGCAUGGUUCAACGUUGACCACCCUGGGGGACAGGGUGACUAUGAGCGACUGGACGCCAUUCGCUUCUACUACGGGGAUCGCGUGUGUGCCCGUCCCCUGAGGCUAGAGGCUCGGACCACCGACUGGAUGCCCGCGGGCAGCACUGGCCAGGUGGUACAUGGCAGUCCGCGUGAAGGCUUCUGGUGCCUCAACAGGGAGCAGCGACCGGGCCAGAACUGCUCCAAUUACACAGUGCGCUUCCUGUGCCCUCCAGGAUCGCUGCGCCAAGACACGGAGCAUAUCUGGAGCCCCUGGUCACCCUGGAGCAAGUGCUCAGCUGCCUGUGGUCACACCGGGGUCCAGACCCGCACACGCAACUGCUUGGCGGAGACAGUGUCUCUGUGCAGUGAGGCCACCGAGGAGGGUCAGCUCUGUGUGAGCCAGGCCUGCACAGCCUGUGACCUGACCUGCUCCAUGGGCCAGGUGAAUGCUGACUGUGAUGCCUGCAUGUGCCAAGACUUCAUGCUCCAUGGGGCAGUCUCCCUCCCUGGGGGUGCCCCCGCCUCAGGGGCUUCUGUGUACCUGCUGACCAAGACCAAGACCCCGAAGAUGCUGACUGUCACAGAUAGCAGCGGGAGGUUCCAAGUCCCCGGCCUGUGCCCUGAUGGCAAAAGCACCCUGAAAAUCACCAAGACCAAGUUUGCUCCCAUUGUGCUCACAAUGCCCAAGAGCAGCCUGAAGACAGCUACCAUCAACGCAGAGUUCGUGAGGGCAGAGACUCCGUACAUUGUGAUGAACCCUGAGACAAAAGCACGGCGAGCUGGGCAGACCGUGUCCCUGUGUUGCAAAGCCACAGGGAAGCCCAGUCCAGACAAGUAUUUCUGGUACCACAACAACACGUUGCUGGAACCUUCCGCCUACAAACACGAAAGCAAGCUGGUGUUGAGGAACCUGCAGCAGGCCCAGGCUGGGGAGUACUUCUGUAAGGCCCAGAGUGAUGCUGGGGCCGCCAAGUCCCAAGUUGCCCAGCUGAUCGUCAUCGCUCAUGAUGAGACACCUUGCAAUCCAACCCCUGAGAGCUACCUUAUCCGGCUGCCACACGACUGUUUCCAGAAUGCCACCAACUCCUUCUACUAUGACGUAGGCCGCUGUCCAGUCAAGACCUGCGCAGGGCAGCAGGAUAAUGGGAUCAGGUGCAGGGAUUCUGUGGAGUACUGCUGUGGCAUCUCAAAAACAAAGGAGGAGGAGAUCCAGUGCAGUGGGUACGCGCUGCCGACUAAGGUGGCCGUGGAGUGCGGCUGCCGGCGGUGCGCAGAGACGCGGAGCAUCGUCCGAGGCCGCGUCAGUGCUGCAGACAACGGGGAGCCCAUGCGCUUUGGCCACGUGUACAUGGGGGGCAACCGCGUGAGCAUGACUGGCUACAAGGGCACGUUCACCCUCCACGUCCCUCAGGACACCGAGAGGCUGGUGCUCACAUUCGUGGACAGGCUGCAGAAAUUUGUCAAUACCACCAAAGUGCUGCCCUUCAACAGGAAGGGCAGCGCGGUGUUCCACGAGGUCAAGAUGCUUCGGCGGAAGGAGCCCAUCACCUUGGAGGCCACGGAGACCAACAUUAUCCCCCUGGGAGAGGUGGUUGGCGAAGACCCUGUGGCUGAACUGGAGAUCCCAUCCCAGAGUUUCUAUAAGCAGAACGGGGAGCCCUUCACAGGGAAAGUGAAGGCCAGUGUCACCUUCCUGGAUCCCCGAAAUAUUUCCACAGCCACAGCUGCCCAGAGCGACCUGAACUUCAUCAACGAUGAAGGAGACACCUUCCCGCUUCGAACAUAUGGCAUGUUCUCUGUGGACUUCAGGGACGAAGCCACCUCUGAGUCACUUAAUGUGGGCAAAGUGAAGGUCCACCUGGACUCAACUCAGGUCAAGAUGCCUGAGCACGUGCCCACCAUGAAACUCUGGUCACUCAACCCAGACACGGGACUGUGGGAAGAGGAAGAUGAUUUCAGGUUUGAAAGCCAAAGGAGGAAGAAGAGAGAGGAGCGGACCUUCCUGGUGGGCAACAUGGAGAUCCGUGAGAGGAGGCUCUUUAACCUAGACGUGCCCGAGAGCCGUCGGUGCUUCCUCAAGGUGAGGGCCUACCGCAGCGAGAGGUUCUUGCCCAGCGAGCAAAUCCAGGGGGUCGUGGUCUCUGUGAUCAACCUGGAGCCUCGAACUGGCUUCUCGUCCAACCCCAGGGCCUGGGGCCGAUUUGACAGCGUCAUCACAGGCCCCAAUGGGGCCUGUCUGCCCGCCUUCUGCGAUGACCAGUCUCCCGAUGCCUACUCUGCUUAUGUCUUGGCCAGCCUGGCUGGGGAAGAACUGGAAGCCGUGGAAUCUUCUCCUAAAUUCAAUCCAAAUGCCAUUGGCGUCCCUCAGCCCUACCUCAACAAGCUCAAGUACCGUCGCACGGACCACGAAGACCACCGGGUUAAAAAGACAGCUUUCCAGAUCAGCAUGGCCAAGCCGAGGCCCAACUCAGCCGAGGAGACCAACGGGCCCAUCUACGCCUUUGAGAACCUCCGGGCAUGUGAGGAGGCACCACCCAGUGCAGCCCACUUCCGGUUCUACCAGAUCGAGGGGGAUCACUAUGACUACAACACAGUUCCCUUCAAUGAAGACGACCCCAUGAGCUGGACUGAAGACUACCUGGCAUGGUGGCCCAAGCCAAUGGAGUUCAGGGCCUGCUACAUCAAGGUGAAGAUCGUGGGGCCACUGGAGGUGAAUGUACGAUCCCGGAACAUGGGAGGCACCCACCGCCAGACGGUGGGGAAGCUGUACGGAAUCCGGGAUGUGAAGAGUACUCGGGACAGGGACCAGCCCAAUGUCUCCUCUGCCUGUCUGGAGUUCAAAUGCAGUGGGAUGCUCUAUGACCAGGACCGCGUGGACCGCACCCUAGUGAAGGUCAUCCCCCAGGGCAGCUGCCACCGAGCCAGCGUGAACUCCAUGUUGCAUGAGUAUCUGGUCAACCACCUACCACUGGCAGUCAACAAUGACACCAGCGAGUAUACCAUGCUGGCCCCGCUGGACCCUCUGGGUCACAACUAUGGCAUCUACACAGUCACCGAUCAGGACCCUCGCACAGCCAAGGAGAUUGCACUGGGCCGGUGCUUCGAUGGUACCUCCGAUGGCGCCUCCAGGAUCAUGAAGAGCAAUGUGGGAGUCGCUCUCACCUUUAACUGUGUGGAGAGGCAGGUGGGCCGCCAGAGUGCCUUCCAGUACCUGCAGAGCGCCCCAGUCCGACGCCCCGCUGCAGGCACAGGCCAAGCAAGAGUGCCAUUCAGGAGGCAACAGCGGGCAAGCCGGGGUGGCCAGCGCAGGCGGGAAGGGGUGGUCCCCUUGAGAUUGCCGGCCGUGGCUCAGCAACCUCUGAGCAAUUAAGUCUUCUGUGGUUCUUACUCUCUCACCCCCUCCACCACCUCAUGUGACAGCCAUUGCGAGACUGGUGCACGUGCCGUCACUUGUUAAUUUAAAUACAUCUGUUUUGGUGUAAUAUGCUUGUCUGUGUCUCAUGCCUUUGCUUACUGUCUUUGUCUCAUGAUACUGACUAGCACACAGCCCCCAAGACGACAAAAAUAAAAAGCC
Molecule: messenger RNA, 4003 nt
Organism: Jaculus jaculus (lesser Egyptian jerboa)
Lineage: Eukaryota; Metazoa; Chordata; Mammalia; Rodentia; Dipodidae
Gene: Cilp
Product: cartilage intermediate layer protein
Exons: 9
Coding region: 236-3799 (1187 amino acids)
Source: RefSeq, a predicted model, not a curated record